CGAGGCCCAUCAUCACAGUGUGCUAGAUUACACCUCUCGACUGUUACUCUACUCGUACACACCUACACACCAUGGCUCACAAGUCACAUCGUCAAAAGGCGCUCCAGGCGCAGCUCGAGGCGCCUCGCGAGAUCUCAGUCGUCAAGCCCAAGACCAAGAAGGCGGGCGUUGCGGCCCCUGCCCCCGUCGAGGCCGAGAUGGACGUCGACGGCGAGGGCUUCUCGGACGACGACCAGGUCCUCAUCAACCAGCAGGCUGGCCCCUCGUCUACUCCCGCAGCGGCAUCGGCAGCAGCAAUGGAGGUCGACGGCACAGCCGCCUCGUCGUCUGGCUUCGCCCCCCUGUCCGCCGCCGAGACAUCCACCACCCUCAAGGGCGAGUUCCGCCGCGUGCCCAUCCCCCCGCACCGCAUGACGCCGCUCAAGCGCGAGUGGAUCAACAUCUACACCCCUCUGGUCGAGAUGCUCGGCCUCCAGGUCCGCAUGAACGUCAAGCGCCGCGCCGUCGAGAUCAAGAGCUCGGGACACACCGUCGACUCGGGUGCCGUGCAGAAGGGUGCCGACUUUGUCAAGGCGUUUGCGCUCGGCUUUGAGGUUAACGACGCACUUGCCCUCCUCCGUCUCGACGACCUGUACAUCGACUCGUUCGAGGUCAAGGAUGUCAAGACGCUCCACGGUGACCACCUGUCGCGUGCUAUUGGCCGUAUCGCCGGUGAAGGCGGCAAGGUCAAGUUCUCGAUCGAGAACGCAAGCCGGACACGUAUCGUCCUCGCCGAGACCCAAAUUCACAUCCUUGGUUCGGUCCAGAACAUCAAGAUUGCGCGUGACGCCGUCGUCUCGCUCAUUCUCGGUUCUCCUCCUGGCAAGGUCUAUGCCCACUUGAAGACUACUACACCCAAAAAGGCCGACAUCAUGAAGCCUAUCAUCCUGCAAGGACACGAGCGUUCGCUCACCCAGAUCGUCUUCAACGCCGAGGGCGACCUGCUCUUCUCGGCGUCCAAGGACAAGAUUGUGAAUGCGUGGUUCACGUCCAACGGCGAGCGUCUGGGCACAUUCAACGGCCACAACGGUUCGGUGUGGACCGUCGCCUGUGACUCGCAGACAAAAUACCUCUUGACGGGCGCGGCGGACAACACGAUGAAGCUGUGGGACGUGUCGACGGGCAAGUGCCUCAAGACGUGGGAGUUUUUGACGGCUGUGACGCGUGUGGACUGGAGCGAGGACGACGAGCUGGCACUGUGCAUCACCGAGCAGCGAACGGGCCAGCCAUCCGUCAUCCGGACGUUCAAGAUCAACCGCGAGGACCCUGCUGCGUCGUCGUCGACUCCCCUCAAGGAGAUUAUCCUCACCGGCUCCAAGGCGACUGUCGCGCUCUGGGCUCCCCUGUCCGAGUUCAUCCUCACUGGCCACGACAACGGCAAGGUCGCCAAGUACGACGCCAAGACGGGCGAGGAGGUCAACUACGUCGACGACGCGCACACCUCGACCAUCACCGACAUCCAGCUCUCGCCCGACGGCACGUACUUUAUCACGUCGUCCAAGGACAAGACUGCGCGCAUCUUUGACUCGGACACGCUCCAGGAGAUGAAGGUGUACCCUACCGAGACGCCGCUCAACUCUGCCUGCAUCGCCCCUCUCCGCCCCUACGUCAUCCUCGGCGGUGGCCAGGACGCCAUGAACGUCACGACCACGUCGAGCCGCGCCGGCAAGUUCGAGUCACGGUUCUGGCACAAGCUGUUCGAGGAGGAGGUCGGCCGUGUCAAGGGACACUUCGGUCCCAUCAACACGCUCGCGGUCCACCCCCAGGGCAGGGCAUAUGCGUCGGGAGCCGAGGACGGCUUUGUCCGCGUCCACUGGUUUGACGAGUCGUACUUCCGGAGCAGGCCGUUCGGUGACCUCGAGCCCGAGGUUGAGGUUUAGGUGUAGAGUGGGAGUGUAGCUGUGUCAUGCAUACAUCGAUGAAAAGGCGAGCCGUGAGGACGUGAGCUGCGUUGUAGCGAACGGCCGGCGUGGUGGAGCGGCGUGGGGUUGACGAACUAGAGUCUGUAUCAAGUCCGGCACAUCUCCUCCAGGUCGGCUCCC
Vanrija pseudolonga is the source of this 2081-nucleotide messenger RNA. RefSeq names its product Eukaryotic translation initiation factor 3 subunit I (gene TIF34). The record is from RefSeq and is a predicted model, not a curated record. The coding region runs from base 72 to 1919 and encodes 615 amino acids. The transcript is spliced from 11 exons. Lineage: Eukaryota; Fungi; Basidiomycota; Tremellomycetes; Trichosporonales; Trichosporonaceae. Gene Ontology annotation, cellular component: cytoplasm; eukaryotic translation initiation factor 3 complex, eIF3m. Gene Ontology annotation, molecular function: protein binding; translation initiation factor activity; RNA binding. Gene Ontology annotation, biological process: cytoplasmic translational initiation.